AAAGGAUCUCCGGAUAACUUGAACCUGAUUUCACCUAUGCUUCACCUUUUCACCUCUUCAACCCUUGUCCUAUUGUCGCCUUCUCUUUCUCUUCCCUAAGUCCAUACUCUAAUUUCUCCUCUCUCCGUAUCAAGACCGGCUCGGAUUUGUUGUUGCGAUAGCAUCCGAUUAACACGGGCGUUCUCACUCAUCUACGAUCCCCCUCAGUCGAGGUAGGCAGCCAACAUGGGUGACAUUGUCAUCAACGCCGACACCUUUUUCGAGCGCCUCUCAACUCUCUACAACUCCUGGAAGGCAGAUAAAAGAGCUGGGGAUGGAUCCUUUGGUGGCGCAGACAGCAUCGUCAUCUUGACCGGAAAGGCCGACCAGGAUACUCAGUAUACCAAGAGCAAUGCCUUACAUUUCUGGCUUUUGGGCUAUGAAUUUCCUGCGACCUUGAUGGUCUUCACCACCGCGGUCUUGUAUAUCGUAACUACGGAGAAGAAGGCCAGACAUCUGCAGAACCUGAAAAAUGGCAAAAUCCCCCUCGAGAUCCUCACGGUCAACACCAAAGAGCCAGAGACCCGCACGAAAGGCUUCGAGAAGUGCAUUGAUGUCAUCAAGAGCGCAGGGAAGAAAGUCGGUGUCAUCCAAAAGGCCGAGGCUCAUGGCCCUUUCGUCGAUGAAUGGAUGAAAAUGUAUGGUGACAUCUCGAAAGAGGUCGAAGAGAUCGAUGUUUCUGGUGCACUUGCGAUGGCGUUCGCUGUCAAGGACGAGAACGAAUUACGGGCGAUGCGCACCGCAGCACAGGCAGCGAGCGCCAUGAUUUCCAAAUACUGGGUCGAUGAAAUGUCAGAGGUGCUUGAUCAAGAGAAGAGAAUAAGCCAUCGGGCUCUCGUCGAUAAGAUGACGAGGAAGAUCGACGACAACAAAUUUUUCAAAGGCAUCUCGAAAAUCCCUAGCGACUUUGAUAAUCAGCAACUGGAUUGGGCGUACGGGCCGAUCGUACAGAGUGGUGGACAGUAUGAUCUGAAACUGACGGCGCAACCUACUGAUGACAAUCUACAUUCUGGAUGCAUUGUCGCCGGUUUGGGUUUCAGAUACAAGACGUACUGCUCUAUCCUGGCGAGGACGUACUUGAUUGAUCCGAGCAAAUCGCAGACUGCCAACUACAAGAUUCUUCUUGCCGCGCACGACGCAGCAAUCAAAGAGAUCAAGGAUGGCAUCGCCAUGAAAGAUGUUUACAACAAGGCACUGGGCGCUAUCAAAGCGCGGAAACCAGACCUCGAAAAGCAUUUCGGUAAAGAUGUCGGAGCUGCUAUCGGAAUCGAAGUGCGUGACCCCAAAUUCGUCCUUAACGGCAAGAAUUCCAAGCUUCUGAAGGAUGGAAUGACCGUCAGCCUCACCACAAGUCUCUCUGAUCUUACCAACGACAAACCUCAAGACAAGAGAAGCGUCAGCUAUACACUAGUCCUGACCGAUACCGUCAGAGUGACUCGCGGUGAGCCUGUGGUGUUCACCAAGGAGGCAUCUACAGAUCUCGACUCCAUUGAAUUCUACUUCAAGGACGAUGAGGAGGAAACGAAACCCAAGCAGGAAAAAAGCAAGAAGCCCGGUGCUAGUGCUAUCGCAGCUUCAAAUAUCAAGUCAACUCGACUUCGAGGUGCAAACCGAGGGGAGAAUGCCAAAGAAGAAGAGGAGGCCCGCCGACGAGAGCAUCAAAGAGAACUUGCUCAGAAGAAACAGCGCGAGGGACUUGAAAAGUAUGCCGAAGCUACAGGCGACAUGAAUGGCGAAAACGAGAAGAAAUUCAAAAAGUUCGAGUCCUAUAAGCGAGACGGCCAACUACCUCCACGAGUCAAGGAUAUGAUCGUGUGGGUCGAUCACAAAGCCUCUACUGUCAUCCUCCCCGUUAUGGGUCGACCCGUGCCAUUCCACAUCAACACAAUCAAAAACGUCAGCAAGUCUGAUGAGGGCGAGUACACGCACCUGAGAUUCAACUUUCUAUCUCCAGGCCAGGGUGUCGGACGAAAGGAUGAUCAGCCUUUUGAGGACCCUCAAGCACAUUUCAUACGAUCACUGACGGUCAGAUCCAAGGACCAAGACCGACUGUCGGAGGUCUCAGCACAGAUCACCGAACUGCGCAAGGCCGCUGUCCGUCGCGAGCAAGAGAAGAAGGAAAUGGAAGACGUUGUUGAACAAGACAAACUAAUUGAGAUCCGCAAUCGUCGACCUAUUAAGCUUACAGAUGUCUAUCUCCGUCCUGCACAAGAUGGCAAGCGUGUCCCUGGGGAGGUUGAGAUUCAUCAAAACGGUCUUCGAUAUCUGUCGCCAUUGCGUAACGAUCAUGUCGACGUUGUCUUCUCGAACGUCAAGCACUUGUUCUUCCAGCCUUGUGUUGGCGAAUUGAUCGUCCUUAUCCAUGUUCACCUCAAGAACCCCAUCAUAAUUGGAAAGCGCAAGACCAGAGAUGUGCAAUUCUACCGAGAGGCUACCGACAUGGCCUUUGAUGAAACCGGAAAUCGCAAGCGCAAGCACCGAUAUGGUGACGAGGAAGAGUUCGAACAAGAACAAGAGGAACGAAGACGGCGAGCAGAACUUGAUCGACUCUUCAAAGGCUUUGCCGAGAAGAUCUCGGACGCGGCAAGAGAGUACAACAUUGCGGUCGACAUUCCGUUCAGAGAACUCAGCUUCAAUGGUGUGCCCUUCCGUAGCAAUGUGCUUAUGGCGCCUACUACGGAUGCACUGGUUCAAUUGACUGAACCACCCUUCACAGUGAUCACUCUCGACGAGAUCGAAAUUGCUCAUCUGGAGAGAAUUCAGUUCGGUCUCAAGAAUUUCGAUAUGGUCUUUGUCUACAAGGACUAUCAUCGAGCGCCAACACAUGUAAACACUAUUCCGGUUGAGUCCCUAGAUCGGGUCAGAGAGUGGCUGGACAGUGUCGAUAUAGCCUUUACCGAAGGGCCACUGAACUUGAAUUGGGGCACCAUCAUGAAGACUGUCACCACUGAUCCUCAUCAGUUCUUCAAAGAUGGUGGUUGGAGCUUUUUGAAUACAGACACCGAUUCAGAAGACAAUGAAGAGUCUGAAGAGGAGAGCGCAUUCGAGAUGAGUGAUUCAGAUCUUGCUGCCAGCGAAUCUGAAAGCGAUGAGGAUAGCGAGUUUGACGAGGAUGCCAGUGACGAUGAGGGCGACGCUGAGAGUGAUUUGAGUGACGAGGGUGAAGAUUGGGAUGAAAUGGAGAGCAAGGCCAAGAAGGAAGAUCGGAGAGGUGGUGUGGAGGAAGAAGACAAGGGCAGAAAGCGGAAGAGAUAAGCAGCCUGCAAUGGAGUGCGCCAUUUUCAAGCUGCUUGCUGUUGAUUGAGUUUGCAAGAGGCUCUGCAAGACGGAGCGGAAAAGUGCUGUAAGGGACGACUCUUGAUGCAGGGCGAAAGGUUCCUUAGCUCUUGAUACCUGCUAUAUGCGUUUUUUGUAUUGGUACAUCACGUUGAUCAA
Exophiala xenobiotica is the source of this 3474-nucleotide messenger RNA. RefSeq lists its product as uncharacterized. NCBI's taxonomy places the organism in Eukaryota, Fungi, Ascomycota, Eurotiomycetes, Chaetothyriales, Herpotrichiellaceae. Gene Ontology annotation, biological process: transcription elongation by RNA polymerase II; positive regulation of transcription elongation by RNA polymerase II. The coding region runs from base 226 to 3294 and encodes 1022 amino acids. Gene Ontology annotation, cellular component: FACT complex. The record is from RefSeq and is a predicted model, not a curated record. Gene Ontology annotation, molecular function: nucleosome binding. The transcript is spliced from 4 exons.